GGGGCGGGGACCCGUGUAGCCUCUGGGCCUUGUUGUGCCCUGGCGCCACCCGGACAUCGCUCAGGCCACUGGCACCAUGGAGAUCUGGACGUCAGAGCACAUCUUUGACCACUCGUGGGAAAUUGUUACAACAGCUGCAAUGCAGAAAUAACCAAACUCUAUGGAUCUAAGUGUAGUUGGAGUUGAUGUGUUGGACAGACAUAUAGAUCCCUCUGGAAAGUUGCACAGCCACAGAUUUCUCAGCACACAGUAGGGACUGCCUUCCAUUGUGAAACCUCUUAUUCUUAGUGGUGCAGCAAGAACGAAAACAUAUGUGCACGAACAUUCUGUAGUUGAUUCCGUAGAGAAAACAAUGGAACUUAACUCUACUAAUAUUUCAUUUACAAAUAUGGUUUCAGUAGAUCAGAGACUUAUACACAAACCAAAUCCUCAGGACCCAGAAAAAAUUGUUUUGACUCAAGAAGCCGUAAUCACCGUGAAAGGGGUUAGCCUCAGCAGUUACCUUGAAGGUCUGAUGGCAAGUAUGUUAUUCUCAAACACUGUUAAAGGCCGAGAAGCAAUGGAAUGGGUAAUACAUAAAGUAAAUGCCAAGAUUGAAGAACUGACAGCCUCAGGAAGAGGAAGCAUAAUGACUCCAGGGGCAGCAGCAUUUGCUAAGAAGUGAUCAUGAAAGUUGGUAGAGAAUGUGGGGUACCCCAGGUCUCUCCAAGCUGACUACAUAUUUAUGUGUUAUUUUACAAAUACAACUAUAUUUUAGAUAGAUUUUUUUUUAUAAGUUGGUGUAAGGCUAUGUGACUUGAUCAAAACAGAUGCAGGGCCUCUAAAUAAAAGAGAUCAUCUGAAAUUAAUAUUGUUUGAAAUUACUAUCUGAUCUUGAGGGUUCCAGUAUUUCUGUGAAAAUUCAACAAGAACUCCUUGGAAAUUGGUAUUGAUAAUGAAUCUCCUUAAGGUAGAAUUUUCAAUCUUUUCAAACGUUGGAACUCUACCUGACUUUGGACCAACCCCAGAACAGAGCAGAGCCACCUCCGAUAGACACCCAUUGCCCUGCUGCUGUACACUUCAACAUCUUGCCCAAGGCAACUCACUUAAAAGGAGAAAUUGUGUAGUUUUAAAAUAUAUUUUGUGUAAAAUAACUUGCUCUGCUAUAAGCCACCAUUAACCAGUGUUUUAAUUUGGUACUUAAAUAUUUUUGGAGUGAAAAUUAUCACUAAAGUAACCUGACUCCAACAAAAGUAUGGUUUCAUUAUAUUAAAGAGUACUGUAUUGAUUUGUCAAAGGUUUGUAACUUAGUAAAGGUAUUCACUUCCUUAGAUUUGUUCUUUGUGAUUUAGUAUACUGUACCCUGGGCUGGUUAUGUUAACUGAAAAAAAUAAAGUCAUUAACUGAG
Molecule: messenger RNA, 1387 nt
Organism: Cebus imitator (Panamanian white-faced capuchin)
Lineage: Eukaryota; Metazoa; Chordata; Mammalia; Primates; Cebidae
Product: PRELI domain containing protein 3B-like
Exons: 1
Coding region: 353-664 (103 amino acids)
Biological process (GO): phospholipid transport
Cellular component (GO): mitochondrial intermembrane space
Molecular function (GO): phosphatidic acid transfer activity
Source: RefSeq, a predicted model, not a curated record